Photinus pyralis (common eastern firefly) is the source of this 2823-nucleotide messenger RNA. RefSeq names its product dnaJ homolog subfamily C member 10-like. Lineage: Eukaryota; Metazoa; Arthropoda; Insecta; Coleoptera; Lampyridae. Bases 285 to 2645 code for a protein of 786 amino acids. The record is from RefSeq and is a predicted model, not a curated record. The transcript has 12 exons.
CCCAAAUAAACGCAUUACGUCAUAGUAAAUAAUAAUCUUAACACAUGGGUUUAAGAUUUGCGAUACAAAAUGAAACAUUGCGCUACACAACAGUCAACAUAUCCUGUAGAUAAUAAGAAUGAAGUAAGGAAACUCUAUGCGUGUGGGUGCGAUAGCCGACUGGGAACGAUGGAGCUGCAGAAUUGACUAAAAACCAGAAGAUUCCUUGGAAACAAACGUUGGCUUCAUAGUGUAAUCAUUAAAUUUAAGUCUGUGAUAAAAUAGAAUCCUAAAGUAAUUAGAAAAUGAAGUACCAAAUUUUAGUUGCAUUUAUCUUAACAUGUACCUGUAUCGUUAGUUUCGCCGAAGAAAGUUCGGAAGAUUUGUAUAAAUUGCUGGAAAUACCUAGAGAUGCAAACGCUAAGGAUAUACGAAAAGCGUUUAAAAAGCUUGCCGUAAAAUUACAUCCCGAUAAAAAUCAAGAUGAUCCCGAUGCGGAUGCUAAAUUUGCCAAAUUCGCACGCGCCUACGAGAUUUUGAAAGACCCGGAAUCACGAAAGCAAUACGAUUUAUUUGGUGAUGUUGGUGAUAAGUCGCAUAAACAGAAGUAUCAAAGCUACACGUAUUAUCGUGAUCAAUUUGGUAUUUACGACGAUGAUCCUCUUAUAAUCACACUGACACGUAGUGAUUAUGAGUUGAAUGUAUUGGAUACAAGUCAGAAUUGGUUUGUAAACUUUUAUUCUGCUCAGUGCCAUCACUGCCACGAAUUGGCUCCAAUUUGGAGGAAAUUGUCCAUUGAGCUUGAAGGGGUUUUACGUAUUGCGGCUGUGAAUUGUGAAGAAGAUUGGGCAUUAUGUAGACAGCUUGGUAUCAUGUCCUAUCCAACCUUGUUAUACUAUGAGAAAGAUGCUACUUUAUAUCAAGGUGAAAAAUACCAAGGUGAAAGAACUGUAGAAGACCUACAAAACUAUGUACUCGGUCGGCUAAAUAUGGAUGCUCAAACUAUUUCACCAAGCGAUUGGGAUCACGAAGGUUUUCGUAAAAAAUCAUGGUUGUUACUUUUAUGUCCAGAAGACUGCAGUUCGUGUCCAGAACCGGAGACGAUUCAGAAAUUGGCUGCCAUUUUUGAAGGAUUGAUAUCUGUUGGUAUCAUCCGCGAUACCAAAUUAGCAAACAAUAUACACAAAAAUUAUAAAGCACAACCGAUAGUAUUUUGGGAAGUCAAAGAAGACGAAGGUAGUUUAGACAAAUCGACUAGCAGUGCCGAGAUUCACAGUAUUGAAGCGUCGGAUACAAAAGAGAUUGUCACAAAAGUACUGGGUCUACUUCCUGAACCUCAAUUUCUGAAUGAAGAAUCAUUUAAAGAUAUUCGUACACAAUUACGUUUAGGAUCUGAAGACUCGUGGCUUAUCUGUUUUCAUUUGGGCGCCGCGACUGAUCUCAAUUUACAAUGGAAACGAAUUCCAACUUGGCUGCCCAAUAUGAAGCUAGGUUUAAUACAUUGUGGACGAAGUGCUGCCCUUUGUGCGAGUCUUCACGUAUCACAUUAUCCCGCCUGGGGGGUUCUCAAGCAAAUGGGCGCCUUUGAGCUCUAUACCGGGCGUGACAUAUUACAUGAAAUUGUAGCUUUUGCUCGAGAAAGUAGUCGAUCCACAAAUUUACAUGCGCUGUCUCCAGCCGAAUUUUAUAGUAUAAUAAAGGAAGGAGGAGCUUGGUUUAUCGAUUGGUAUGCACCAUGGUGCCCGCCGUGUAAAAAGUUGUUACCAGAAAUGAGGAAGGCUAGUCAACAUUUCCAACCAGAAAGUGUUCAGUUUGGAACAAUCGACUGCACUCUACAUUCAAGUUUAUGUUCCUAUGAGGGUAUAAGAGCGUACCCCACCACUAGGUUUUACAAUCGCAGCAAAAUACAUCACUUUCACGGGGUUCCUAAUGAACAGGGUAUUGUCGAGUUUGUCGAAAACAUGUUACAUCCCAGUGUCACAACUUUAGAUGAAGAUUCUUUUAUACAAGUACAGAGAAAAUCUGAAGACGAACUGUGGAUUGUCGAUUUUUACGCACCCUGGUGUGCUCCUUGCCAGAGGCUAAUGCCACAGAUGCACGCUUUGGCAAAACAGCUAUCUAAUUUUGAAUUUGUGAGAAUUGGGCAGGUAGAUUGUACCACAGAGUUCAACAUUUGCAAUGCUCAAAAUAUAAAAAGUUAUCCUACCAUCCGUUUGUAUCCUCUAGGAAGCAAAGGUUUAAACACUGUGGCGAUGUACAAUGGGCAUUUCGAUGUCAUGUCUUUAAAGAAGUGGGUACUCAGUUUCAUGCCUGGGACUGUAGUAAAACCGUUGGGUGAACAUAAAUUUCACAAAGCUGUUUUAUCUAAUCAUGAUCAUUACAAACCCUGGCUGGUUGAUUUCUAUGCGCCUUGGUGUGGGCACUGUGUGCAUUUCGAGCCUGAAUUUCUCUUAAUUGCCAAGACAUUAGAUGGAAGAGUUAAGUGUGGCAAGGUAAACUGUCAAGACGAACACAAGUUGUGCCAAGAAGUACAUGUCCAUCAGUAUCCAACUGUUUACCUAUAUUUAUCUCCAAAUGAAAGACACGAAAUAACGUCACAAGUUGCUGCAGAUGUUGUACGGGAAGUAAAUUCAAUACUUACCCGCAAAUUUAGGGAUGAAUUAUAAGUGAAAUAAUUUAAUUUUUAUUUAUUUCUGUUCUUAACUGUAAUAAAACCAAAAACUACUUUUAAUAUACUUACCUAUUUUACAGUACCUACUCACUGAAUGCUUUUAAACCUAAGAAGAAAAUUUGUAUGAUGUUACUGAAACAAAUACUAAUUUAAUACAUUUAUAUUUCUACAUA